Molecule: messenger RNA, 5952 nt
Organism: Larimichthys crocea (large yellow croaker)
Lineage: Eukaryota; Metazoa; Chordata; Actinopteri; Sciaenidae
Gene: rxraa
Product: retinoid X receptor, alpha a
Exons: 11
Coding region: 481-1995 (504 amino acids)
Biological process (GO): regulation of DNA-templated transcription
Cellular component (GO): nucleus
Molecular function (GO): nuclear steroid receptor activity; sequence-specific DNA binding; zinc ion binding
Source: RefSeq, a predicted model, not a curated record
CUACCUGGAGGAAAUCUGUAGACACCCUGGAUCAAAAGUGUUUUCCUCUCCUUUUUUUUGUGCAGUUCAUUUCAAAGUUCUCCACGAGUCUCUUGCUUGUAUCAGUGGCGUCGCUGCAGCUCGGUCUACGUUGGUGGGAGUACCCCCUGCACAGGUCCCCUUUUGCAGUGCGGAUCCAGUAGUUGGAGUUGUUGUACACACCGAAGCACGAGAGAGAGGAGAGAGAGGAGAGAGAGGAGAGAGGAGUGUGAGCGCAGCAGCUGAGUGAGCAAACAGAGCUAGAAACAUUUAGGUUAUCUUCCGAGACUAUCAGACCAUCGACCUGUCACUUUUACCGCUUCGAGCCAAGUCUACUUGGAAGAGGACCACAUCAGCAGCAGCAGCAGCAGAAGCAGCGACCUGGUCUGGUCUGCUCGAGCCUGUGCAAAACUCCCAAACGCGGUCGUCUCAGCUGGCAUGAGCUAACCUACCAAGGCAGACAUGGAAACCAAACCAUUCUUGUCAUUGGGGUUCCUGAAGCCCCAGUGCUCGUUGGCUCCUCCCAUGCAACGAGGUCGCUCAAGCGAGCCUUGUUCCUGCUUCAGUGGCAUGUGUCCACUCCAUCAGCGCCGCCUAUCCUCAGACUCGUCGGGCCAGAUGACCUCAUCGCCCCUCAGCUCACCUACAUCCCACCGGGGAAUGCACCCGUCUCUGCUUAGCCCAACGUCCAUGGGACCCUCUGGGUCUCUUCACUCUCCCAUCAGCACGCUGAGUUCGCCCAUGAACGGCCUGGCCUCACCCUUCUCUGUCAUCAGCUCGCCCAUGGGGCCCCACUCCAUGAACUCACCCGGCAUGGGCUACGGCCCCAGCGUAAGCCCCCAGAUGUUCCAGCUGAACUCUCCGAUGAACUCGGUCAGCAGCACGGAGGACAUUAAGCCCCCGCUGGGACUCAACGGCGUGAUGAAGGUGCCCGCCCAGCCCUCAGGCACGGCCCUGUCGCUCACCAAACACAUCUGCGCCAUCUGCGGUGACCGCUCCUCAGGCAAACACUAUGGGGUAUACAGCUGUGAGGGCUGCAAAGGUUUCUUCAAAAGGACAGUGCGCAAAGACCUGACCUAUACCUGUCGUGACAACAAGGACUGUGUCAUUGAUAAGCGCCAGAGGAACCGCUGCCAAUACUGUCGCUACCAGAAGUGUUUAGCCAUGGGCAUGAAGAGAGAAGUUUUGUUACAUGCAGCCGUUCAGGAGGAGCGCCAACGAGCCAAGGACAGAAAUGAGAAUGAGGUAGAAUCCACCAGCUGCGCCAACGAGGACAUGCCCGUGGAGAAGAUUCUGGAGGCCGAGCAGGCAGUGGAACCCAAAACCGAGACGUACAUUGAGACCAACCUCGGUGUGCCAUCCAAUUCGCCUAACGACCCAGUGACAAAUAUCUGUCAGGCGGCUGACAAACAGCUCUUCACUCUGGUGGAGUGGGCCAAGAGGAUCCCCCACUUCUCUGAGCUGCCACUGGACGACCAGGUCAUCCUUCUACGAGCAGGUUGGAAUGAACUCCUCAUCGCAUCAUUUUCGCACCGCUCGAUAGCGAUUAAAGACGGGAUCCUGUUGGCGACCGGGCUGCACGUCCACCGCAACAGUGCCCAUAGCGCCGGAGUGGGAGCAAUCUUUGACAGAGUGCUCACAGAACUGGUGUCAAAGAUGAGGGACAUGCAGAUGGAUAAGACAGAACUGGGGUGCCUUCGAGCUAUAGUCCUUUUCAACCCAGACUCUAAAGGUUUAUCAAACCCCAGUGAGGUAGAAGCUCUGAGAGAGAAAGUGUAUGCAUCUUUAGAGGCCUACUGCAAACAGAAGUACCCCGAGCAGCCUGGCAGAUUCGCCAAGCUGUUGCUGCGGUUACCGGCGCUACGCUCCAUCGGCCUCAAGUGUCUGGAGCACUUGUUCUUCUUCAAGCUCAUCGGCGACACGCCCAUCGACACCUUCCUCAUGGAGAUGCUAGAAGCCCCUCAUCAAAUGACAUAAUAGCGGAGGGGGUUGAGCUCUCCUCCCUCCUCCCUCGUGUCUCCCACUCAGACCUGGACGGGGAGUGGGGUCCUCUUUUUUUUUUUUUUUUUUUUUUUUCCCUUUCCCACAUCCCGUCAUGACUUUGAAUGGAGACCCUCUCCCUCCCUCGCGCCCUCCUCUCCUUGGCUCCCUUUUGAUGUGUUUCAAAACAAUGAAUUCAUCAUGUCUAUGGGUCUGUUUUAUACCUUGUAAAAAUAUAUAAAUAAGAAAUAUAUAUAUAAGAAAAAUCACACGGCGACACGAGUGGACUGAAAUGAGGUCGGACAGAGGACAAAUGAAACGUAUUGAGCCAUCGUUUUCAUCCUUGCUUUUCCUGACAAGAAAAAGCAGAGAUGAUCAGGUUUUUAACACCCACAGUUAUGCUUGCAGGUAUAUUAAAGAAAACAAGCGACAAAAAAAGAAAACUAAAAAAAAAAACAAAAACAGCGGUGAUGUCAUGUUUGGACACUCAGCGUUGUGAUCGGGACAAUCGUGGACUGGGAGAGCCUCGGGCUGUCUAGACUGGACUAGACCUGAGGACUCUCUCCGUCUCUUUCAGGACUGAACUUAACUUCGGGGAGGGAACGGCGACGGUGGUUGGCGGGAAGGGGAUGGGAGGGGGACGGGCGGGAGCACGUCUGCUUAAAGGAACUCCUGACUGACUCGACUUGAACACGUCAGGUCUUGCACUAGCUGUUUUUUUUUUUGUUUCGUUUUUUUCUCUUGAAGUGUGAGCUUUUUCUGGAGUUAGACAAGACUGCAAGUGCUCAACAAAACCUCAGGUCUCUGCCCAACAAAUACAACCAUGUCUUACUCUGUUAGCACUGUGCAACAUCGGGGGGGGGGGGUUGGGGCGGGGGGGGGGGAGGACGACGUAUUAGUUCACCAAUCAGCCCUUCAGUUCACUUUCGGUCAGCUGAUCCAACGAGAGUUUUUCCGGGGAGCUCGUCGCGUGCAAGUCCUUCUGCGAAACGUGGGAUGGUGCAGGCCGCUGUGAUUUAAGCUCGAUGCUACAUGAUGCUCUGAAAGGCUACCAGCAGGCCGCGGGAAAACGACUUCUGUCAUCCUCUUUCAGACAACCGGCCUCUUGUUGCAACCUUCACAACAAACUCUGAUGGCUGGAAAGCGAGCUCAUCUGUUUGGGGGGUGGUGGUGGUGGUGGUGUUGGGUGGGAAUAUAUAUCACCGUCCUCUGAGCUCCCUUUUCCGUCCCUUCUCCUGCCUCUCCGCGUCUCAUUUCAUGUGAAUUUCAGCACACCAUUUACACCUCCACACUCACAAAUCCCUCUGCUCAACGCAGCGGGUGUUAGCUUUGUUAUUUUUUUUUUCUCUUGUUGGAAAAACACCUCAUAUCUACCUGUACAGAAAGUUACAACCGUAUACAGUAUUGACAUUAUUUUCACUUUUGAUUUCAACAGCAGCGAUGCACGAUUACCUCUGUUUCCAUCCCUCCGACCUUCAGUUCUCGACACUCAUUUAAAGUAUGCGGGAGGAGUGCUCGUCGUUGCAGCAGAGCCAUUAUUUGUUUAUUUGUUUGUUACUUGGCACUUAACCUCAUGACAGCGGAGUCGGGUUCCUAAAAAACAGAGAGCUAACGUUGAUGUAACCGACCUCUGAGGUGGAAUUUGGCCCCGGGCCCAAUCAGGAAUGCCCAAAUUGUUUUCCUCCUCAGAUGGAUGUGAAACACACACACACACACACACACACGCUCUCUCUCUGCACUUCUCUGGACAACCAAGUGUCAUUCAAGUGGAACUGAAAUGUUAAAUAUCUCCAUGUUGUGUAUAAAUAUGCUUUAUGCCCAUAUUCUGCUUUUGUUUUCCUCCUCCUCCUCUCCUUCUCUCUAAAUGCUGCAGCUGCUGCAAAACUAUGCAUCAAGUGCAUUUCCAAAGAUUGUCCACAGAGCGGGUGCAUGUUGAUACAGCUUAAAGAGAUCUGACACCUUUUUUAAAUCAAGUGUUUGUGAGAUGUGGAUCUGCUGUAAUAUUUUCCUGGACUGGAGUACCGUCCACGUCCCCCCCCACCCCCCCUCUCUAUUCAGAUAUUUGAUAGUCAUUGUGCGCUUGUUUGAUCGCCCUUUACCGACUGACAACAAACAGCCAUCGGCCCUCAUUCAGAAGCGUUUUGAGCAAAGCUGAGCUUAAAGUCAAGGUUAUUGUUAGUUACCGCUGAGAAUGAUGUGAGAAAAGGACUGUUAGAUUGCAAAUUAGAUCAAGGAUCGUCUUUCUGUAUCUGCAUAUUCACCACUUUCAUAAGCACCUUGACACUAUCUGAACCUGGAAGAGGAACAAAACAAAGAAAAACCCUGAACACUGUGUUUUCCUUAUCCUUAGAUAAACUUGAGAUGGUCUGAGCUGCGUGGAGUCUUGAGUGUGCCACUUCAAUAAUCAUUUAUUGGGAUGAAUUCUAAUGAAUGAACAAAUUAAAAGACAAUAUGAAUUUGAUUUGCAUAUCAGGGUCAGGGAUGCAUCAGAAAAGUAAAGAAAAAUAAUCAAAAUAAUUCAAUUUGUCAAGAAGUUCUCAUUAUUGAUUUCAUUUAUUUUUUUCUUUUGGUUGUGCCUCAUAUUUUUUCUCACUAUGAUUUUUUUCCCUCCUGAUUUAACAUAUACAGUUUAUGAUCACAUUUAAAGUGUCACUUAAUCUAACCUACAGAGCAGCAGCUGGAUCACUUAUUGGCCAGCUGUUCAGAUCUGAUUUCUGCUUCUUUUUUUUUUGUUAAUUUGGUUGCAUAUUAAUGAAGUAGUCUGGAAAAAAAGGACCUUAAUUAUUCUUGUGGCACCACCAAGACUCCAUAGACAAAGAGUCAGGUUCAGGUGAUGAGCAGGACUACAAACUUUACUUUACAGUCAGUAUGGAUAAGAUAGAGCGAGCGAGAGGACGUGGCGCCUGUUUGAGAGCUGUGAGCUCCCUCUAGUGGAAAAGAGGCAGCGCUGCAACAUUACUUGAAUUUUUCUACAAGUAUUUAAUCAGACAAAAAAAAGAAAAAAAGAUGGCACUUUCUCACAGCGUUGUUAUCGUCGAUGUUCCUCUUGAUCAGACAAAACCUCAGUGUCUGUGCUUGUUAAAAGUGAAAAGUAGCAAUAACUUCAGUGUCACCUAUUGGCUUGUUGUUUUAUUAUCACUGAGGUGGCCUGUACUAUUACGUAUACCCAGGUGGACAGUAUUGACUGCCAGUUCAAGCUCAGUUUACAGUAUUUAUAUCCUGGGAAAAAUCAUGCUCGUUUGUCGGUUGUUCAUGAGUUGUCAACAUAAGCGUAAAGAAACUUCACCCUUGUUGAUUUUUCUGUUAAAACUGAGCCAAAAUUACCUGAUUUGUUUUUUAAAAGAAUGCUGCCAAUUUUAAUCAAGAAAAGUAAGCAAUUAAAUGUUUGUCGUUUUGACCGGGUGACCCAACUUUCAAAUGAAUCUAUCCUCCUGUUCCCUGAAGUCUGAUGUCUCCUCCUCUGAGCUUGCUUUGAUUGGUGACCGCAGGUAUCUUAUAGCCAUAAAGUGUAUGAUGUGCGAGCUCACUCCCCUGCAGGAAAUGAACAGACAAGGAUCUCCUUGACCAGAUCGAGGAAGGAUCACCCACGUAGAAUGAUUACCUACACGAAUGCUUUAUAACAUAAAGCUCUAUUUUGUUAAUAUGUAUAUGUGUAUAUAUUUAUAAAUAUAUAUAUCGACAGAUCUGUUCCUUGAGUAUUUACAACAUUGAAAGAGGGAGAUUAAGUCUUUCAGACCAAACCGUUCUGAACCAGGUGUUUUUUCAACUCUUUUAUGGUGUUCGUUUUUCUGAGGGUUUUUUUGCAUUCUCGACCUUGACUUUGUAAAAAAAAUAAAUCAGUCCUGAUAAACCAGCAGAAUUGCAGCAGCUCUAAACUCAAAAGAACCAGCUCCUUCUCAGCAGAUUAUGGGACCUGAAUUAAAGAUAUAAAACACAAAAGAGGAAAAAAAAAAA